GGGAGAGAGAGGACACACCGAGAGGAAGAGACAUCUGUUUACUGAGCAUGUUAAAGGAGGAAUUCAACAUUCAAGAACGUUGGGAGUACCCCCUACUGAAGAACCGUUGGCUCAGCGGACAGUGGACGUUUCCCCCCCUACUGAAGAACCGUUGGCUCAGCGGACAGUGGACGUUUCCCCCCUACUGACGAACGUUGGGAGUACCCCCUACUGAAGAACCGUUGGCUCAGCGGACAGUGGACGUUUCCCCCCCUACUGAAGAACCGUUGGCUCAGCGGACAGUGGACGUUUCCCCCCUACUGACGAACGUUGGGAGUACCCCCUACUGAAGAACCGUUGGCUCAGCGGACAGUGGACGUUCCCCCCCUACUGAAGAACCGUUGGCUCAGCGGACAGUGGACGUUUCCCCCCUACUGAACAUGAACAGGAGAUGAUGUUUAGGAGCAUUCUCAUUUUGUGCCUGUUUUGCAAAUGUACCAAAACGCUGUCAAGCAACAGUGGUCCAAGUUUGACCGUCCCUAAAAAUUCCCCCUCAAGAAAACCACCCGUGUCUGUGGCGCCAGUUGAAGACGACAGCAGUGAACUUGUGGAUUGGCUGAUGAGGUACGGAUACCUCCCGCCCCCAGAUCCAUCCACUGGGCAGCUACAGGCCUGGACAGCUGUCACUCAUGCAGUGAAAUCCAUGCAAAGGUUUGCUGGCCUAACGGAAACUGGAGUAGUGGACCAGGAGACCACUGCCUUGAUGAAGUCACCACGGUGCUCUCUACCUGACCAGGAGGAGCCACCUGGACAGCCAGCCAAUCAGCACCAAGGAGGGAGGGGCUCGUUGAAGAGGAAGAGGAGGACGGCUGGUUCGACUUGGACCCGGCGGAGCAUCAACUGGAGGUUGCGGUCCUACCCCUUCUCCUCUGAUCUCUCCCGGGAGACCAUCCGGUCGCUGGUUUACUACGCCUUGAGGGUAUGGGCGGAGCCAACCUCCUUAGAGUUCCAUGAGGUGGCCGGCCCCGAGGGAGCAGACCUGCAGGUGGACUUCCUCCAUGGUCACCAUGGGGAUGGCUACCCUUUUGAUGGGCCAGGCGGUGCCGUCGGCCACGCCUUCUUCCCCUCUGACCCCAGGAGGGCGGGCGUCGUGCAUCUGGACUCAGAGGAGGACUGGUCCUUCAGGAAACCAGGGUCGGAGGGGACGGACCUGUUCACCGUGCUGGUCCAUGAGGUGGGCCACGCGCUGGGCCUGGCCCACUCCUCUGACCGCCGCUCCGUCAUGAGGCCGUACUACCUGGGCCCCGCCGGGGACCCCCUGGGCUACAGCCUGGGGCCCCCCGACCGGCAGCGCAUCACAGACCUCUACGGAAAGAGAGCUGAGCUGCUGACUACAGACGCACCUCAUCUCAGUCCUGACCCCCGCCUGCGCCAUAGAGGACAAGGCAGACAUGGUGAUUUCAUUGAUCGUUGCAACACCAGUUUCGACGCAGUAGCCAAGCUCAGAGGAGAGACGUUUUUCUUCAAAGGGCAGAGCAUGUGGAGGGUCAGCAGGGGGGGUCUGGUCUCCGGCCACGGAGCCUCCAUUAGGAGGCUGUGGACUGGCCUACCUGACCCCCUGCCCACCCUCCAGGCCGUGUUGGAGAGGAAAGGGGACCAUGGCAUUAUGUUCAUCAGCGACUCCAGGGUUUGGCUGUUCCAGGACCUGUCUCUGCAGGAGGGCUACCCUCGACCCCUCUCAGACCUCCGCCUGGACACCAGGGACGGGGGAACCACCCCUGGGCUGAAUGGUCUGGUGUGGGACUCUGAAGAAGGGCCUGUGUGGGGGGUGAUGGGGGAACCAGCAGAGAAGGACAACGACACCUGGGCUAGCCUCCUCCAGGCGGGCGUCAACGGCAUCACCACGGAUACGGGCGAUUCCAUCUACCUCUUCAAAGGAGACCGCUAUUGGAAGUUCCUGUUCCCUGGCUCCUCCCCAGAGCCGGGGUACCCACGACCCAUGGCCGCUGAUUGGCUCAACUGCCCUGACACCUCCUCACCCUUGCCAGCCGACGCGUCUCCGUCGUUUCAUCCCGUCGGACGUCAAGGGGUCCAAGAGAAAUGGAGAGAGGAGAGAGUCGUACGUGUGGAAGAAGGAAAAGACAAGGAACAUGAAAACGGAGUCCAAUAUGGAGACGGAGAACGGAGCAGACCGCAGCUCCGUGCUUGUAUCUGCAGUACAGCGCCAGUGACCAGGACCGCCCCCCUCAGUACGGCCUUACUCCUAGGAACUUGGAUCCUGUCCGCUAUGUAAUGAUGGCCGUUAGUGAAAGUUCUCAGAGACCAUGUAAAACCAGCCUGUGGCAGUUAAUAGACUUUGUGAGUUCAACUAUAGAUAUACACGGUUACAGCAUGGGGUUAAGGUAAUGGAAGAGGGGAAGGGAGGGGU
This is a messenger RNA of Gadus chalcogrammus (walleye pollock), 2407 nucleotides long. RefSeq names its product matrix metallopeptidase 17b (gene mmp17b). Gene Ontology annotation, biological process: extracellular matrix organization; collagen catabolic process; proteolysis. The transcript has 12 exons. Gene Ontology annotation, cellular component: extracellular matrix. Gene Ontology annotation, molecular function: metalloendopeptidase activity; zinc ion binding. NCBI's taxonomy places the organism in Eukaryota, Metazoa, Chordata, Actinopteri, Gadiformes, Gadidae. The record is from RefSeq and is a predicted model, not a curated record. Bases 431 to 2272 code for a protein of 613 amino acids.